Microtus oregoni (creeping vole) is the source of this 278-nucleotide messenger RNA. Its product is annotated as zinc finger protein 431-like. The transcript has 3 exons. Gene Ontology annotation, biological process: regulation of DNA-templated transcription. Bases 84 to 278 code for a protein of 64 amino acids. Lineage: Eukaryota; Metazoa; Chordata; Mammalia; Rodentia; Cricetidae. The record is from RefSeq and is a predicted model, not a curated record.
UUCUACUGCUCCGUGUGCUGUGCUGUGAUCCGCUGCCCGGAGCCCGGAGCCUUGAGGCGAGCCAGGCGAGCUCGGAAUCCGCCAUGGAUAUAUUGACCUAUGAGGAUGUGCAUAUGAAGUUCACGCAUGAAGAGUGGGCUUUGCUGGAUCCUUCCCAGAAGAGUCUCUACAAAGAUGUGAUGUUGGAAACCUACUGGAACCUCACUGCUAUAGGCUAUAAAUGGGAAGACCAUAAUAUUGAAGAAUAUGAUCAAAGUUCUAGAAGACAUGAAAGGUAA